GGAUUAGUUUCUUAAGGUCAGACUCUGGGACAGUCUUGGAUCUUUAUCCUUGGACAUUAUAAGAUUUAGGUGGAGACCCCCGCCUUCCCUGCCCGGACCAUGCAGAGACGAGAACAAGUUAUAGUUUACCUGUCCACAGUGUUGAUAGCGGUCGGAGCCAUCACUGUACAAACGCCACAAAAAUUAGUGGAAGCUGCGAGAGGGAAAAGCGCCAAUCUGCCAUGUACGUAUCAAACCACUGCCCCCGACCGGGCUGGAGCCAACAUAAACUGGAAGAAGAUGCCCGAUGAGACUAUUGCAUUGAGCUAUUUGGGAAGUGUGAACUUCAGUGAUGCCUCUUAUCAGGACCGGGUGUCCUUUACGGGCAACAUCAUGACAAAUGAUGUGACCAUUCUUAUUAAGGAGCUGAGGAUGGAGGAUAAUGGAACCUAUCAGUGCGAAGUAAUGAUCCCAAAAGACCUGACGGGGACACGCUCUGCUAGAAUGGACCUUGUGGUCCUGGUGGCUCCAUCUAAACCAGUGUGUGGGAUUGCUGGGACAGCAGAAUACGGCCAGGUCAUACAACUGACUUGUAAUUCGGAAGAAGGUUCCCCGAUCCCUGCAUACACGUGGAAAAGCUACAGCCCCCAAAAUGUAGAAAGACCACUACCACAGACUGCAGUCAUAGACAGUGGAGGACUGACUCUGAAAAACAUUUCAAUGGAUACGUCUGGAUUCUUCCUCUGCACGUCCUCCAAUAAAAUCGGAACCGAGUUCUGCAACAUCACCUUGUCCGUGAUGCCACCCUCCAUGAAUAUUGCGCUGUACGCUGGAGUGAUCGGGGGUAGCUUGGCCGGAAUCAUUGUCAUCGGUAUCAUCGCCUACUGCUGCUGCUGCCGCGACCGGGAGGACAAGGAAGAUUAUGAGAUGGCGGACAGAGAGGAAGAGGAGGAGGAAGAGGAGCAGGAGGAGGAGCACCAGCCGCAGCAGAAGAAGCAAAUGAAACCGCAACAGUACUACCAGGAGGACGAGGGUGAAGAGGACGACAUCGAGGAAAACCCGCCGCGAAAACCCCCCAUGCCGCCAUCAAAUAAACCCCGCCUGGUCCUCAACAAUGUAGACGCCUGAUUGGGCAAUUUAGGACU
This is a messenger RNA of Hyla sarda, 1124 nucleotides long. It is a transcript of the gene GPA33, whose product is annotated as glycoprotein A33. The coding region runs from base 100 to 1107 and encodes 335 amino acids. The record is from RefSeq and is a predicted model, not a curated record. The transcript is spliced from 7 exons. Gene Ontology annotation, cellular component: plasma membrane. Lineage: Eukaryota; Metazoa; Chordata; Amphibia; Anura; Hylidae.